This is a messenger RNA of Paramecium pentaurelia, 1326 nucleotides long. NCBI's taxonomy places the organism in Eukaryota, Ciliophora, Oligohymenophorea, Peniculida, Parameciidae. The record is from the annotation of a GenBank genome assembly.
AUGUCGUUACUUUAAAAGUUUACAAAGUUAUUCAAAUCGAAAGAUGAAAUGCUAGAAUCAUUAGGAAUUUUAUUGAAACCUAAGUCUUAAAAAGAUUUUGAUGUGGCUUGUGAAUAUUUUGGAUCUUUAAUGAAGAGAUAUCCAGCAGUAGUUUUCAAUCUCUUAAGAUCAAAAGAAAAUGUAGAGAAUUACUAACCUAAAGCAGAACAUCUAUUAAAUUUAUUAUUCGUAAUACAUGCUAAUAUUUCUGAUGAUUCAGUUUGUGGAUAGUUGAGAGGACCUCCAAUUUAUUGGUUAGAUAAAUUAAUGACUGAGAAUAAGGAGAGUUUUAUUCUUAUUGAAAGAAUGAUAUGUGAAGCUAGUACAUCUAGUUUCUUUCCUUAAUAAUCUCCUAUAACUUAACCUUCUUAAUUUUAGGGUAAGAAUGAGUAAGUAAAAGAGAAGAGAAGAACAAGAAUUGAAAUGAAUGAAUAACUUAAGAAUCCUAUUUAAAAAACUGAAGCUUAAUUAGUUUCAUGUUAGUUAAAGGCUAAGAUUUUUUGUAUAAUUUACUAUUCCUUCUUAUAGAAAUUAUCAGUUAAUUAAUUGGUUUAUUAAUCUUGUAAGGAUUUACAAUAUCCAUUUGAAGAACCAGAAGAUGUAAAAUUAAGAUAUAUUUGGAUAUAUAAGAUUUAAAAUGUAAUGUUAAUGGGUUUGAAAUUAUUGGAAUGCAAGAAUAUUAAAUAUAAGAUUUAUUAAGAUUUAGUAUAUUAAGAUUUACUUAGAUUUCAAGUAUUUGUAAGAUAAGAAAUUGAAUAAUUGAUUGAUCAAUAUGCUACAAUACCAAAUUUAGAUUGUUUAUCAUUAUAUGAGAUUUUUUCAGAAUUUUAAAGAGCAAGAACAAUAUUAGAAAAUUAUAAUGAUGAAAUUGAUCUUAAAUUAAGAGUUAGUACAAGAUAAAUUGAGGAAUUUUUAAGUUUUUCUGUUCGAAUAAAAGUUUUAAAUUAAUUUGCAUUUAAGAAAAGUAUAAAAGUUCCAAAUAGAUAAUAGCCUAACAUUUCUAUUGCUUAAUAAUCCUAAUCUGAUCGUAAAGUAAUUGAUAUUAAAAUAUUCUAUUUUUAGUAACAUCAUAAAGCAGUCAGUGAUAUCAAUAAAGAAAAUCUGGAGCCUCUUAAUUAUUAAGAUUUAUAAUAUGAAUAAACUUAUGAAAGAGGUGUGAUGGAAAAGAAAUUUUAUAAUUAAUCUACUGAAAACAGUAUAGAUGAUAUUGGAGAGAAUAUUUAAUUAGAUGUUGUUUAGUAUAGACCUUAACAUCUUAAGGGAUUAAGCACAUUUUAAUAAUAUUGA